Messenger RNA from Cornus florida, 1856 nucleotides. RefSeq lists its product as uncharacterized. The transcript has 2 exons. The record is from RefSeq and is a predicted model, not a curated record. NCBI's taxonomy places the organism in Eukaryota, Viridiplantae, Streptophyta, Magnoliopsida, Cornales, Cornaceae. Bases 83 to 1696 code for a protein of 537 amino acids. Gene Ontology annotation, cellular component: chloroplast thylakoid membrane; chloroplast envelope; plastoglobule. Gene Ontology annotation, biological process: photosynthesis, light harvesting in photosystem I; response to light stimulus.
UAACCCAUGAAACUCAACUCACAAAUAACCCUUCAUUUAACUGUUUGUUUCUUUCAAUACUAGUUUUUAAUUCAAUUCUUCAAUGGCUGCUUCAACAAUGGCUCUGUCUUCACCAUCUUUUGCCGGGAAGGCAGUCAAACCUUCCCCAUCCGCCCCGGAGCUUCUCGGAGGUGGAAGGAUCACCAUGAGGAAGACCGUCCCCAAGGCAUCCGGAAGCCCAUGGUACGGCCCAAACCGAGUCUUGUACUUGGGCCCACUCUCCGGUGAGCCUCCAUCCUACCUCACUGGUGAAUUCCCUGGUGACUAUGGUUGGGACACUGCUGGCCUUUCCGCUGAUCCAGAGACCUUUGCCAAGAACCGUGAGCUCGAAGUGAUCCACUGCAGAUGGGCCAUGCUAGGAGCUCUCGGGUGUGUAUUCCCCGAACUCUUGGCCCGUAAUGGUGUCAAGUUCGGUGAGGCCGUAUGGUUCAAGGCCGGAGCCCAAAUCUUCAGUGAGGGUGGACUUGACUACUUGGGCAACCCCAGCUUGAUCCAUGCCCAAAGUAUUUUGGCCAUCUGGGCCUCACAAGUCAUCUUGAUGGGUGCUGUUGAGGGCUACCGUAUUGCCGGUGGGCCGCUAGGAGAAGUGACUGAUCCAAUCUACCCCGGUGGAAGCUUCGACCCAUUAGGCCUUGCUGAUGAUCCAGAAGCUUUUGCUGAACUUAAAGUGAAAGAGAUCAAGAAUGGCAGACUAGCCAUGUUUUCUAUGUUUGGAUUCUUUGUUCAGGCCAUUGUUACCGGAAAGGGACCACUGGAGAACCUCGCCGACCACCUUGCUGACCCUGUAAACAACAAUGCAUGGGCCUAUGCCACAAACUUUGUCCCCGGAAAGAUACCCUACAAUACUUCUCAUUUUAAUCCUUCAAUGGCUGCUUCAACAAUGGCUCUAUCUUCACCAUCUUUUGCCGGGAAGGCAGUCAAACUUUCCCCAUCCGCCUCGGAGCUUCUCGGAGGUGGAAGGAUCGCCAUGAGGAAGACCGUCCCCAAGGUAUCCGGAAGUCCAUGGUACGGCCCAAACCGAGUCUUGUACUUGGGCCCACUCUCCGGUGAGCCUCCAUCCUACCUCACUGGUGAAUUUCCUGGUGACUAUGGUUGGGACACUGCUGGCCUUUCCGCUGACCCGGAGACUUUUGCCAAGAACCGUGAACUCGAGGUGAUCCACUGCAGAUGGGCCAUGCUAGGAGCUCUCGGGUGUGUUUUCCCCGAGCUCUUGGCCCGUAAUGGCGUCAAGUUCGGUGAGGCCGUAUGGUUCAAGGCCGGAGCUCAAAUCUUCAGUGAGGGUGGACUUGACUACUUGGGCAACCCCAGCUUGAUCCAUGCCCAAAGUAUUUUGGCCAUCUGGGCCUCACAAGUCAUCUUGAUGGGUGCUGUUGAGGGCUACCGUAUUGCCGGUGGGCCGCUAGGGGAGGUGACCGACCCAAUCUACCCAGGUGGAAGCUUCGACCCAUUGGGCCUUGCUGAUGAUCCAGAAGCUUUUGCUGAGCUUAAAGUGAAAGAGAUCAAGAAUGGCAGACUAGCCAUGUUUUCUAUGUUCGGAUUCUUUGUUCAGGCCAUUGUGACCGGAAAGGGACCAUUGGAGAACCUCGCCGACCACCUUGCUGACCCUGUAAACAACAAUGCGUGGGCUUAUGCCACAAACUUUGUCCCCGGAAAGUAAGAGAAAAAGAAGAAGUCUUAGAAUUGUGGGCUCAUGAAGUGGGGAAUUAAUUUAAUUGAAGAAUAUAUAUGAAUAUGAGAAUAGUGUGUCAUGUAAAUUGUUGUGGAUGAAAGCUAAAUUCUGAAUUUUAUGCAAAUACUUUCUGAGUGAAUGUUCUUAA